Amoebophrya sp. A120 is the source of this 5980-nucleotide messenger RNA. NCBI's taxonomy places the organism in Eukaryota, Dinophyceae, Syndiniales, Amoebophryaceae. The record is from the annotation of a GenBank genome assembly.
CAAGUUACUAAUAUUGUAAGCCCUGUUUCUCCGGACAGCAAAAAGAUAGAACAUCGUACCUGUAGCUAUAUGAAAUACUUAAACAUAAUGUGUGUAGACGUUGAAAAAGUUACCUUUAGUGAUAGCACAGUUUAAGUUCUAGUUUUUUUAGUAGUUGUAGCGCAAGUAUGGAAUGAGAUGAAGUAGAACAAGAACUUUGUCGACAACACAGAAGAAGUGUGCUAGCAAUCAUGUUGUAACUUGCUCAGAAUUUUGGUGGUCCACUAAAAGGAUAUCGGUGAAUUUUCUCACGCUGACUUCCCACCGUAAUUAUGGCCUACCCCGGCGGUCCAUUUGGCGGCGGGGGACCUCAGCAACCACAGGCAGCGACAAAUCCUUUUGGCGGCGAUGUAACGUCUAACCCCUUCGGCAAUGGCGUUGCCGCCGCGCCCGGUGGCGGCCCACCGCCACCCAUGGGAGGCGGACCGCCGCCUGCAGGUAACCCUUACGGCGCGCAGCCACCACCGCAGCCCGGAGGAGGCUACGGAAUGCAGCCGCCGCAGCAAGGUGGUUACGGCAUGGCCCCACCGCCGAUGGGGGGUCCGGAUCCGUAUGGCCAAAACCCGAACAUGCAGGCGCCGCCAAUGCAGGCGAACGGAGGAGGAUAUGGCAUGGCACCACCGCAGCAGGCAGCGGCAGCGCCACCGCCGCCACCACCAGGUAUGUUGUUGUCGUUUUGGAAAGCGAUAAAAUCAAAACGACGAGGACCAUGGAAUGCAAAUGCCUUUCGUCGUUUCUACAGCCUUUCUGCUUAUGUCCUCUCGAGGAGCGUUUCCGUUGCAGAGGUGCUCUAUAUUUCGCUGCAUGCGGGACGAGCAAAAGAACAGAUGAGCAGCUGCUGCAGUUGUAGCACAGCAGAACGACGAAUAUCAACAAACGUAAAAAAACAAUGUUCUAACAAACUCCACAGGGCCACCAGCCCCAGGGCAGUACGAGCAGCAACAGCCGCAGUAUGUUGGUAGCACACCCGUAAAUCCAGCUAUGGGCGGUGCCAUGGGAAUGGGCGGCGGCCACGGAGGAAAUGUGUACGGCGGUAACUCCGCAGACAUGUAUGCCGACAUGCUGAGGCAGGCAGAAGAGUACUUGCAACUAUGAUUUGUGCGAAUAAGAAUUUCGAUUUAUCUAAAUCAUGUGAUUGUCGCUCGUGGUUGUACUAAAUCUAAAUGAGCUCAUCUUUAUUUAUGCGAGUACCAACAUGUGCAGAUCCAGAUGUACCUGCACGACCAUGAAAGAUUCUUGGUCAGCAGCCCCUCCUGACUGCUUCAAUCACGAUCCAAAACGAACAGGUUGAACUGCGGACAGCACUUCAUUCGUCCAACCAUGAAUCGUGUACCGCAAUCCCUGGGAGCGAAGCAGAAGGUCGGCGUUCCGCUCGGCUGCGUGAUCCAGCCGCUUGCCCCGCCACCGCCUGGCUGUGAGGAGAUCAAAGUGGUGCAAACGACGGGCACUCCACAACCCGCUCCGGGACAGCCGGCGGCGGCGUCACCCACCAGUAUAAAUUCUGACUGUUUUCUAUCCAUGCAAGAGUUCAUGCUCGUCUUAAUUCCCGCAAUGUAUCAAGACGUCCACGUCGGGCUCGGGGGUGAUACUUUUUUUUCUUUCUGCGGAACCUCGGUUCUGAGCCUUACGACUGCGACUGUAAAAUGUCAAUGACUUCAGGUCAAAUAGUGCGGUGUAAGAAGUGCAGGACCUACAUAAAUCCAUUCGUCCAGUGGGAAUACAACGGAAGAAGAUGGAAGUGCAACUUGUGCGGCUUCACAAACGAAACGACAAAUCUGUACCACUACUACUACUUCUGCACUUUAAACAUAGCUUCCUUCCAUUUCUUUGGCAUGGCACGCAGCUGCUCCUCGAAAGGAACGAUUAUGAAUGUUACACCGCUCCUCCGAUGAAUCGCUUCCUUCGCUGGCUUCAUUUCACGAGGCCGAGUGGCCAUGUCGACUGACGCAUAUUCUACUGAUGUGUAUCAAAUGAUUAACUCAUAUAGAUACUACGCCCCCGUCGAUGAGCAUGGGAGGCGUGCCGAUUUAGCAGAAAGACCUGAACUUUCCAACGGUGCAGUUGAGUUUAUCGCCACCGGAGACUACAUGGUUCGGGCACCGCAGCCGCCAGUUUACCUCUUCCUCAUCGAGGUCACGCAGCAGGCCAUCGCCAGUGGCUUUACGCAGGAGGCCUGCCAGGGCAUAAAAAACACGCUCAUGCAGGGCGAGGUUCCGGGUGGGGAUCGAACCCUUUGCGGGAUAGUAACCUUCGACGCGUCGUUACAGUACUACAACCUGGAUUCCAACCUGUCCAGUUCCCAGAUGGUCGUCGUGUCCGAUUUGGACGACUUGUUUUUACCCCUCCCAGACGACAUACUGGUGAACCUGACGGAAAAUUUAGACCAGUUGUGCACACUGUUGGACACAAUACCUUCGCUGUUCCGGGACAACAAAGUCAACGAAUCAUGUACUUAAAGGGUUCGAUCUAGAUCUACUUCUUGUGACUAGCAAUUUUUCAGCGGCAUUUAGUGUGACUGGGAGCAUAAUGCCAGUGCUAGUCGUAGUCAUUGCUGCAAAAUAGUAAAACAAAAACCAAUUUGAGUCUGCUGGACCAGCAGGGUAGCCUGCAGUCCUCCGACCCGUAUCAGUCUUAUCUGUGGUCCUGUUGGUCCAAUGGAAUUGAGUUUGGGAGAAGAUGAAGUAUCCAAGAAAACAACAUCCAAAAUAAACAGGCCUCGGAACCGCUUUGAAGGGAAGUUACAUGGCGAUGAAGCACGUUGGCGGGAAAUGCCUCGCUUUCGCCACAACCAUUCCAACCCUGGGACCCGAGGGCGCUUUGAAACCCGGCAGAGAAAAUCCAAGAUUACAGCAAACUGAUAAAGAAGUCGAGCUCUUGAGACCUGUACUUCUAUUUGACUUUCUCUUUCUCCUAGUCCAGCCCCACCGCAUGCAGCACUUUCAAAAAACCAUAUAGAAACUUCUACUUACAGUUACAGUUUUUACAGUUACAGUUCCCAGUGAUCAUAUUAGCUCUGUCUCACGUAUGCGUUCUUUGCGUGCCUCUGCCUGCCUUAUCAUGUACUAUGGUACGAAAGCGAAACAACAUUUUCAACAGGCGACUGAGGACUACAAGGAGCUCGCUCACAAGCUGAUUUACUACCAGAUGUCUGUCGAUUUGUUCAUUGCUCCAAGAGCCUAUUUUGACGUCGCGACUAUCAAGCUUGUGUCGCAGUACACCGGUGGGGAAGUCAGGUACAGGCCACUACAAUCAUUUUUUGUGACGCAACAAGGAAGGUAGGUACAUUCAAUGACAAUGCGACUCCAGGUCUGCUGGUUGAAUGACUUCAAGUAGAACACCUUCAAUGAUCGCAAUGGUUUUCGCAAAACUCGCUGCAGGUUCUACGACAAUUUUACUCCCCAAACCCUUGGUGCCAAGCUCCGGCAAGAGAUCACGCACGUGAUAAAUCGGUUCUCCGGGUGGGAGUCCGUGAUGCGGGUGCGGGUGUCGAAGGGCUGGAAGAUCACGCACUUUUUCGGGCAUCUGCUCAUCCGCGGUCAGGACUUGCUGACCGUCCCGAACUGCCAUCGGGAUUUCAACUUCGCAAUAACGGUGGAAAUGGAGGACAACGUGUCCGUCGUGGAUUCGCAGUGCUUCGUCCAGGCGGCCCUCUUGUACACGAACCACGAAGCAGAGAGAAGGAUCCGCGUGUUGACCUACUGCAUGGUAGCCAGCAACAACCACGCCGAGCUCGUCCAGUCCGUCGACCCGCAGACCACCGCCUCCAUUCUCGCACACGUCGCGGUCGACCGGGCGCUGAAGCAGUCCCUGCAAGAGGCCAGGACGUUUUUGACCUCCAGCUGCACGCACAUGAUACAAAGCUCCGCACACAUUCAGGACCAGGGAAACUUCGCGUUCUUGCCACUGUAUUUUUUAUUUUCCAUAAUUUUCUAUUAUCGUAAGAGUUGUCUUCGACUUUGCAAUUGCAGCAGUCCUUGUCUUCGAACCACUCUUGUGCUCUAGUACUAUCUCGUCCAGAAAAUGUGUUUCUCGCUGCUCGCAGGUACAUCUUCGGCAUCCUGAAAUCGAACGCGUUUCGCGCCGGUCCCGGACCCGAUUUACGGUUUGACGUCCGAGCAGCGACCUGGACAAAGCUGAGCACAAUAGGCAUCGACAAAUGCGCGAGUUUGUUUGUCCCAAGGCUGAUCGCGGUAGACGACUUGUCAGACCCUAUCGGGGUGGAGGACGAGUAUCUCCUAUACUUACUUCUUUCGUGGUUUCGCUUCAAGAUUAUUAAGAUCGAGCGUUUAUUUUUGCAGUUUGGUAUUUCCACACGACUGCGUUAUUUUUGCACUACAGUAGUGACGAGUUCUUUCCUACAAGUAUAUCUAGUCGUCGUGCAUUUGCAUGUUGAUUGUCAAUCGAAAUCAAAACAGAAACGGCCUCACGGUCCUCCCGCAGAAGCUUCCACUGACUGGUGCAAGCCUCAGACCGAACGGCGCCUUCCUUCUCGAAAACGGGGAUAGCAUGCUGCUUUUUAUCGGAGCGGAGGUCGACCCAGCCUGGCUAUCAGGGGUAAAAAGAUAUUCUCGUUUGAAAUAGUCAAGAGCGCCACGCGCUCCUGGUAAGUACAAGUCUUGCGAUUUUUUUCCAUUUCGUCAUUUGUUGUGUUUCGACGGGCAAAACCAUCCACGACUCAGGUCUUCGGCGUGAGCACCGUGCCAGAGCUCCCGGUGGACGGGCAAGUGUUCGAAGAGGAAGUGCUCGCGCCAAACGGCAGUCCGUUGAAAGAGAAGUUCCUGAAUAUCAUCGACGCCCUGCGCAGAGAAACCGACGUCCCCUAUAUGAACUUUUCCUUGACGCACCAGGGCCGACACGAUAACAUCGAGCGCAAGUUCUGGGAAAUGCUCAUCGAGGAUAAAGGGGCCGGGAUGCAAGUCAACUACCAGGAAUUCGCCGAUCGUACUUGUCUGUUUUUGCAGCCAGAAAAAACUCUUUUUCGAUGAUUCUUGUUACAACGUCUUAAGUAUUCAAGCCGUCUUUGGUGAUGGCGCCUUUGAUCAUUGGGCUCUUUUGCUAAACCGUAAGUGAAGCGACCUGCACCUACAGCGUAAGUGAUGACGAAGGUUCUCAUUCAGAUUGAGAUUCUCACGCUCACCUGCAUGACUCUAAACACACACAGGCAUGAAACGCGGGUUCCGGGGCUGAGGCGAGCUGUGGCUAAGCGUGUCGUACAUAACGACGCAGCUACCGUGGCACAGGGACGAAAUGCGUAGUCGCGUGCUCUUCUGUGCAGGCCACGAAAAAAGCGGAGAAGUGUCUGGAAAGCGAACCGGAAAAGCGGAGACUUUUACUCACGACUAAAAAACACAAUAGCAUGAAUAUCGAUACGCACCUUGCGGUUGUGUGUUUUUUCGAAAACGCAUAGCAUUAGACGACCCCCCCCAAUAACGUUUGCGUAAACGUACGUACCCGCGCGCGCAAACUUUUGUCAUAGUACACGACGAACUUUUACUUUCCUUUUUCCCAAAUGUAAAUCAGAUUCAUGUAAUAGCAGAAUUUGGCGAUUUCAAGGCGACGAGGCUUCCUGGUCAUGUUGCGGGAACCGCAUUUACACGACAGUACUAGGUCGAUGUCAUCGUCAUCGACCAAGUGUCAGCAAAAUGCGUGGCUCCUUCUGGAUCAUGUCAACUCGUCUGAGAAAAUUUCAGUUUUCGAACUGCUAAUUCCUUUGUUUUUCGAUUUCAUAGCCAUACUCUACCGGUUUGAAGAUGAAUAAAAAACACUUUACUAGUUUCACACUGAUAUUAACUACGCUCUCGCUUGGUCCCUUCAUGGUUUAAGCAUGAACAUGUUUUUUAAAGAACCGACGGAGGUAAAGACCACGACGACGGAGCCUUGCGAUUGUUCCGAACUCGACGUAUAUUCAAUCCAAGAUACCAAACACAAAAGCAAAUAUCUC